This is a messenger RNA of Acanthopagrus latus (yellowfin seabream), 5705 nucleotides long. Its product is annotated as homeodomain-interacting protein kinase 1-like. Gene Ontology annotation, cellular component: PML body; nucleus; cytoplasm. The record is from RefSeq and is a predicted model, not a curated record. Bases 427 to 2073 code for a protein of 548 amino acids. Gene Ontology annotation, biological process: intrinsic apoptotic signaling pathway in response to DNA damage by p53 class mediator; peptidyl-serine phosphorylation; positive regulation of transcription by RNA polymerase II. NCBI's taxonomy places the organism in Eukaryota, Metazoa, Chordata, Actinopteri, Spariformes, Sparidae. The transcript is spliced from 18 exons. Gene Ontology annotation, molecular function: SMAD binding; protein serine/threonine kinase activity; ATP binding.
UUCUCAUUCGCACAUUAAACUUUGACAAGUUGACCUACUGCGGAUUUAUUGUUGGAAAGUUGCAAUCUGGGAAACCCGAUCGACUGGAAAACUUUUACUUCAAAAAAAAAAACCCUGAGGACCUGAGGACUUCAUCACAGACUGACCUUUUUUGGAUCAUACCUGUUCACCUGAAGUCCUCAUCUCUGACGAACCUUUUUUUGGAUUAAACCUGAUCACCUGUAAGGCCUCUUCUCAGACAAACCUUUUGGAUUAUACCUGACCACCUGUAAGAUUCUUUGCAAACAAAGCUUUUGGAUUACUUUGCUCUAGGACAGCUACUGCCAGAAGUAGACCAUCUUUAACUUCUGGAGAAGUGGCCUCCGGUUGACCCCCUGGGGCGAGGCAGCUGCUGUCCUGAGUCUCUACAGUAUUCUGAGAGACAAUAUGGGGUCCGGUGUAUCCAACGAGUCCACCUCAUCUUCCGAGAUGAACCCCGUCCAGCUCCCCAGCGAAUAUGAGGUUCUGAAAGUUCUGGGAGAGGGCUGCUUCGGAAAGGUGUUGAAAUGUUGGAAAAAGGACACCGAGCAGACUGUGGCUGUGAAGAUUCCUAAAUUCUUCGACCAAGACACCAUUAAUGAGGUGUCCAUGCUGAGACUGUUCAAACGCCUCAACCUCGACAAACAUAACAUCGUCGAGUUAAUCGAUUACUUUCAAACCAAACAUGGAAAGGCAAUCGUGUUCGAGGUGUUGGAUAUCAGCCUGGGUGACUACCUUGAAAUGACAAGUUUUGCGCCCAUGCUUCUGAGUGACAUCAGAAGCGUCAUCCAGCAGAUGGGGACAGCAUUUGAGGCACUGAAGGGGAUCGGAGUGAUCCAUGGUGACGUGCACCUCCACAACAUCAUGAUGGAGAAUCACCAAACACGACCCUUCAGAGUCAAGCUCAUUGACUUCGGUGGUGCCAUUUCCAGAUCAAAAGCCACCCAGGGCACGCUCCUACAACCACUGCUUUUUAGGUCUCCAGAAAUCAUACUGGGCUGUCCAUUUUCUGAGGCCAUUGACAUGUGGUCCCUGGGCUGUCUGAUGUUCAUCAUGAUCUGCGGCAAACUACCGUUCUGUGGAUUGUCUGAGUAUGAAAUACUGCGGAGCAUCAUUGAUUUUCUGGGUCAGCCAGAAGACCUUGUUCUCACUGCUGGUCUAAGGUCAAAGAAGUACUUUAACUGGAAUGAGUCAAACAGCUGGGAGCUCAAGACACCGUUUGAGUAUCUCAGAUAUCAUCUCAUCGGUGUCACCAAGGACCACAAGUUCCAGUCUCUGGAUGAUCUCAAAGUAAUUCGUCUAGAGGAAAAUAAUGAAGCUGAGGCUGUAGAGCGAGAGCAGUGCAUCGAGCUCCUGAAGGCCAUGCUGAAGAUGGAUGAGGAUGAGAGGAUCACUCCCCGUGAAGUCCUCAUUCAUCCAUUUUUCACCAAAGACUACCCAAACAAUGGGGCUUUGGCGGCCGCAUCCCCUUUGGUUCGAUGGAAGCCAAUGGAAAAUCUGGCCAGUGCACUCGGUGAGCCUGCUGCCACUCCUCUGAUGGAUGACGAAAGUGUGUUCAUCCAACCAGAAGGCUGCACGCCAUCUCCAGAAAUUCCACCAGCAGGUGUGAUCCUGGUUCGACCAGCGACAGCUGAGAACACACUGCUGCUGGAAGGUCAGGGGAGCAAAGUCAGUGGCAGGACUUACAUUGUCAAGAUCGCAGGAAGUUCGGCCUUCACGUCCGUGUUCUCGAGUGAGGACUGCACUCCAUCUGACACAUUUCUACCAUCAGGUGUGAUCCUGGUUCAGCCUGCGACAGCCGAGCGCACCCUGAUAGAAGAUCAGGAGAGUGCAGUCAGUUUUCAGUCUGGCCUGUACCAGGCAUCAUUGUUAGUGAACAGCAUUAAUAGUGGCAUGGAGUCCCUCCUAUGUGAGGACUCGGGCUCAUGUGAAAACAUGAGGGCAGAAAAGAAGCCUCAGAAGAAGAAAAAUCGCUUCCGACGCGUCUUCUCCUGGAUGAGGAAGACCUUCAGUUCAUGCGUAACCUCUGUCAAUGCUUCGGCCUGUCACAGCUGAGAACAUGCUGUCGCUGGAAGGUCAGGGGGACAAAAUCAGUGGCAGGACUUAAAUUGUCAAGACCUCAGGAAGUUCAAGCUUCACUUCCUUGAAUGAGGACUGUGACUGUGAGCCUGCUGCCCCUUCUCUGAUGGAUGAUGACGUCAGUAACAUCCAACCAGACCACUGCACUCCACCUCGCACAGUUCUACAAUCUGGUGUGAUCCUGGUUGAGCCUGCGACAGCCCAGCACAUGCUGCUGGAGGAUCAGUGCAGUCAGUGUGACAGUGAGUGUGACCAUUUUGUAGAAAUGGGGCUUUGGCAGCAUCAAUCACUCCUCGCAAGACAGAGAAGUCCGAGACGAGCCACUGUAAGAUGAUGAGCCCAAAGGGGGCAGUCAUGAGUAAAAGACGCCCCACUCUUCCCACGACACUGUCAUCUUCCACUUCUACUUUGGCUCGUCCUGCAGCCGCCAAGGAAAAGCAGCCGAUGGAAGAUCUGCAGAGUGCACUCAGUGAGCCCACUGCCACUCCUCUGAAGGAUGGUGAAAUCAACAUCAACAAUCGACAUCCAACCAGACGAGUGCACUCCAUCUCCGGACAUUCAGUCAUCAGGUGUGAUCCUGAUUCGGCCUGCGACAGCUGAGAACAUGCUGUUGCAGGAAGGUUAGACAGGCAAAGUUAGUGGCAGGACCUACAUUGACAAGACCUCAUGAAGUUCAGGCUUCUCGUCUUCAAAUAAAGACUGUGACUGUGUGAUCCUGGUUGGGCCUGUCACAGCCCAGUGCACACUGCCGGAAGAUCAGGAGAGUGCAGUCAGGAGCCUCAGAAUCUACAAAAGAUGAUGAGACCACAGGUGGCAGUCCAGAGUUAAAGACGCCCUGACACCGCCACCGCCAACUCUUACUUUGGUUCUUCCUGCAGCAGCCACGCAGCCAGUGGAAGUUCUGAAGAGUGCACUCAGUGAGACUGCUGCCACUCCUCUGAAGGAUUAUGAAGGCAUCAGUAUCCAACCAGAUGGCUGCACUCCUGCUCCUGCACACACUGCUCACAAACGCAUACAUGUUUACAUCACACAUACAUCGCUAGGGCAAGAAGAGGAAGAGGGAGAGCAGAAAAGCUCUGAGGUACAAUGGUUCCUGGUGCAGUAUUGCAGUAUUGUUAAUCAGAAAGGAAAGAUUUUCACUGACUGGGUUUUUUAUGCUUACAAACUUAAUAAACAGUCUCUCUUUAUUGUCAUGACUGAAUAAACAAAGUGAACUUAAAGGACAACACAAUAUCAUACUGUUUUACUUUGUUUAUAUGUGGCAGACCCUGCCACCUUUCUAGCCUUAAACAGUAUUAUGGUGACUGAAUUGUGCAUCUUUACAAAAGUUGUAGCUCGCAAAUUAAUGUCAUUUGAUCCAAUAUUAAUAUUCAGAAGUUUACAGCAGAUAUAAGAUGAGGUAGGUUUAAAGUGUUUUUAAAGGUUUAGAGGAUUGAUCUGUGUUUCUGUUUGUUGGUGUGGCAGUGUCAGUGGUGGCAUCCACCUCACGGGCAGCUGUGAUGGAGGCCUCGACCUCUCAGGGAGCUGUGGAGGAACCACGUCCCCCGCAGACAGUCCUGGUGCAGCUGCUGCACACAGACUCCAGUGACCACGCAUGACUUACACAUAGUCCAGCCAAUCAGAGGAUGGGGAGCAUCACCUGGUGAUGGAGCAGCUUGAUCCUCCGCCAAGUCCACCCAGAGCAUCGGCUGCCCUCCUCUCUUCACUGUGGACUUCUGUGAUGUCAUGCAAAUGGAUCAAUGGAUGUGAAGAUAGAUGUACAGAUAGAUGUUUAGAUAAAUGUAUAGAUUUAUGGUUAGAUAUAUGUUAAGAUAUAUUUCUAGACUGAUGUCUAGAGAGAUGUAGAUCUGCAUGUACAUCUUGAUGUCUAGAUAGAUUUAUGUAUGUAUAGAUAUAAGUAUGAAUUGAUGUUUAGAUAUAUGUAUAGAUUGAUGUAGAGAAAUAUGUGUAGAUAGAUAAGACCUUUUAAACUAUAUUAUCCAUCUCAUGUAUGAUUCAUUUCUGUAAAAUACAUGGUAAAUACACUUAAACCUUUGAGCAUUACACUGACUUAUUUCAUUGUUUUUUCAGAAUUCGUAUGUUUUCACAGUAGGGUUCAAUUAAUUGAUAACUACAGGAUGCAUAAAGCUGUGUUUAACAUAAUUAAUGACUUGAUACAUGAGACAGACACAAGAGCCAAAGCUCAGUACACAUAAAGUAUCACAAACCACAGCAGGCUUUCAAGUCCAUAACUGCAGUGGUUCAUCAGUGGGAAAUGUUCCUUAUACAAGGUAAACAAACAAAACAACAACACAGACAAACAAUACGUCAGGGUGCCAAUUCUAGCAACUAUGGAUAGGGUGUGGUAGACACAACUCCACAAAAAGCUGUUUUAAAGUGUUAGGAGGAUCUUUAAUAAAUAUCACAUCCUGGUUUACUUCAAACCUACCAACACACUGAUGCAGAAACUCCAUGUAAAGGACAUAGACAUAUAGAGAGUAAUGUAGUUUAUGCUGCUCAAUGCGGGCAGGAAUGCAGAGAUUUGUAUAUGGAAGAGACAAAACUUGUCUACUUGUAGACCAAAUGUCUCUGUUUUCUUGUUUGCAUUACACCGUUUCUUUUGUGCAGUGUUUCAAUUUUUGUGGUCUGUAUUUAUUGUUCGAAUCAUAAACUCUGACAAUGAAAUGUAUGUAUUUUACAGAGCACCACUAUAAAAGUAAAUCAGAUUAUUUUUUAUUCAUUUAGAAAAUGUAUAAAGGUGUAACUUUUAUGAUCAAAGUUUCAUUCCUAAUCUCUGUUGAGUUACUCCAGUUUUGUUUUAUGAUUUUCAGUCUGCUUGUAUUUUUUUUAAUGAUCACCACUUUAAACUUGUUUUCCAUUCCAUCUUUCUGUGUGUGUGUGUGUGUGUGUGUGUGUGUGUGUGUGUGUGUAUGUGUGUGUGUGUGUGUGUGGGUUGCUUACAUGGCUAUGAUUGUCUCCUCCCAGCCCUGGUAAUUGCAGUAGCUUGUAAUCAGGUUUUAACUAGAGAAUGUUCAAGGACCUCUAUGCAACGCUUGCCUCUUGGUUUUAUUCUGUGGCAGUCUGAACUGACAAGCACUUAGCUGAGAAUGUAUAUUCAUUAUAUCCACUGUCCCGCAUGGUAUUGUAUUAACAGACAACAUAUCUCACAGCAGAACUCUAUUUUUGCCUAAGUUUCAACCCUGUUAAUUGCCUCACAACUGUUAUUUGACAUUGAACGUAAUAUUGUGCAUCUCCCUGAUGCUUUUAAAAGGUGCAGUGACUGAGCCGGGUGGGAAUAAGGAGGGAAAAUUAGAGAAAAUGUUAAUGGACUUUUGAAUUGUAGUUUCAUUUCCCCCUUCAGACAUUCUAAUGUACUACUUGAUAUGUAGCAUUGGUAACAAUGUGUCAACUUACAGAAUCAGUCAUUUUCAACUUGAACAGAAAUGGCAAACCUAAUUUCUUCCAUAGUCUCACAGGACAGACUCAUUGCAGCCUCCAGUCCAGUGGUGGAUAUGGAGGUUCAUUGACCAUGAGAAGGAACCAAAGAUGUUUCCUUUUUUGUCUUUUGCAGUACUUUUAUCUGGCCCUGUAUAUUUUGUUUCUUGUUAAAUAAAAGAUGUAACAGUGUA